Messenger RNA from Aspergillus alliaceus, 1770 nucleotides. RefSeq names its product serine hydrolase domain-containing protein. Bases 1 to 1770 code for a protein of 589 amino acids. The record is from RefSeq and is a predicted model, not a curated record. Lineage: Eukaryota; Fungi; Ascomycota; Eurotiomycetes; Eurotiales; Aspergillaceae. The transcript has 4 exons.
AUGUAUCGUUUACCCUUUGUUUUGCUUUCGGCAUUUCUUCUCAUCAAUGCUGCUGCACAAGCCGCGGGUGUCUGCCCUCUCUUAGGGCCAGUAUACCCGGCCCCUAAACAAUUCUCUAAUAAUACAACAUUCGAUGCAGCCGCGCAGAAAAUAUCUAAUAAACUGGACGAGGCUAUUCGAUCUGCAUUCGGGUCCCAGAAUCCGGUUUUUGACGCCAAUGCGACCUCGUUGGCUUUGCAAAUAUUCUCUGUGGAAGACUCGACCCCAUUGCUUCAAUACUACUAUACCUCGACGCUAACGCAAACAGCUACGACCGGUGUACGGGUAGUCGAUGAGAACACCGUCUUCCGCAUCGGCAGUGUCACUAAACUGCUGACUGUAUUUCUUUUCCUGAUAGAGAAGGGCAAUGUGCUCUUUCACGAGCCUGUGAUAAAGUAUGUCCCUGAACUGCGAGAAGCAGCAGAUGAUCUCCGGCGUAAUGGAAUAGAGAAGGAAGUCCGUAUAGACUACGUGUGCUGGGAGGAAGUGACAAUUGGAGAAUUGGCAAGUCAGCUGUCUGGAAUCUCUAGGCAGUAUGCCCUUGGCGAUCUCUCCCUUGGGACGUCUAAGCUUGUUUCUGUUGGGUUUUCUCAGCUACCAGAAGCGGAUAUUCCACCAUGUGGUCCACCAUUGUCUCCAUGCGAUAGAACACAAUUCUUUCACGGGUUGCUGAGAAGGCACCCUGUUGUUCCGUCUGCAUCAACUCCUAUUUACUCGAAUGCGGCCUUUCAGAUCCUUGCCUAUGCCCUAGAGGAAAUGAUAGGCAAAAGCUUCCCAGAACUUCUUCAAAGAGAUCUUAUAGAUGCUCUUGGCUUGACGCGGUCGAGCACCGGCAAGCCCGCUGACGAGUAUGGUAUCAUCCCUUUUAACGCAACCACGAGUCUUUGGAGUUUAGAUAUAAGAGAAGAAAUCCCUGCCGGGGGUAUCUAUUCCUCUUUAAAGGAUAUGAGCACCGUAGGCCGCGCGAUCCUAAACAGCACCCUCCUCCCUCUGUCCCUGACGAGACAAUGGCUAAAACCUGCUUCUCAUACUUCAUAUCUAAGCUACUCCGUUGGUGCUCCUUGGGAGAUCUACUCGUUUACAGAGCCCCGCAUGAUUGAUCUCUACACUAAAGCCGGGCAGAUAGGCCUGUACUCGUCUAUGCUCGCCGUAUCUCCAGAUCAUGAUGUGGGAUUCGCUAUCCUCGCCGCCGGCCCAGGCGCGGCGGAAGUCACUACGAUGGUUUCUGACAUCAUCGCAACGACUACUGUUCCUGCUCUUGAACAGGUAGCCAAAGAAGAGGCACAUAAGCGGUUCAGUGGGACGUACUCCCUCACGAAUGGGUCGGAUUUCUCGGUUACUAUAACCGUAGAUGGCGGCCCUGGUUUAAAAGUCAUGCAGUGGAUCAACAAGUCACACAAUAUGUCUGAGGCGAUCAAGGCAGCUUAUGGACUGACGGAGUCGACCGAUGUCAGCAUUCGUUUGUAUCCAACAGGACUACAGACUUCAAAAAAGAUUUCCUUCCGUUCAGUCAUUCCGAGUCUCAUACAGGGGUCAUCGCAAGGAAUUGGUCCAUUUACUCGGUCGUGUAGAACUUGGAUGGCCGUGGACGGGAUGGUUUACGGGAGUGUGGGCGUGGACGAAUUCGUCUUUGAAAUUGAUCAUAGAGGGAGAGCGACUGCCGUGUCUCCGCGGGCGAUGCGGGUGUCCCUUCCUCGACUUUUGAGUGAAAGCUCGAUGAAGGGGAAUUAA